Molecule: messenger RNA, 5759 nt
Organism: Tympanuchus pallidicinctus (lesser prairie-chicken)
Lineage: Eukaryota; Metazoa; Chordata; Aves; Galliformes; Phasianidae
Gene: URB2
Product: URB2 ribosome biogenesis homolog
Exons: 5
Coding region: 151-4008 (1285 amino acids)
Biological process (GO): ribosome biogenesis
Cellular component (GO): nucleolus
Source: RefSeq, a predicted model, not a curated record
CUGGAGGGCCGGAAGCGGCGUGGGUCCGCCGGCCAGCGGCGUGCGGUGUGGCGAGUGCCGGGCGGAGGUUGGGGGGCUCUUAUCUCCGCCGGACGUUUCGCCCGGCCGUGUUUCUUCUCCGUUCAGCCUCGGGGCCCGUGAGGUGUCCUCAUGGCGGCCAUCUACUCCGGGGUUCACCUGAAGCUGAAGAGCGCCAGGACCCCAUGGGAGGACAAGCUGAAGCUCGCUCGCUUCGCGUGGGUUUCCCACCAGUGCUUUCUCCCCAACAAGGAGCAAGUAUUACUUGAUUGGGUAAGCCAUACAUUGGUUUCAUACUACAAUAAGAAACUUGAAUUGGAGGAUGAAGUUGUUGAGAAGCUUUGGGCAUAUCUAGACAAUGUUAUCCAUAGUAGAAGGCUACAGAAUCUUUUGAAGAGUGGGAAGACGAUCACUCUCAGCUUUUCAAUUGCACAGGUCAUAAAUGAAAGAUUAUCGGAGGCCUGCUCUCAAAAAAACCAGCAAAACCUUGGCUCGGUGCUGAGUUGCUCCAGCGGCAUCCUUUCUACUCCUUCACUCUCCAUCAUUUACACAGCAAAGAGUGAGCUCUUAGUUGACCUCCUCAGCAAGCUCUCUGAGCUGGCAUGUCAGCAGCUGGCUUCGGAAGAUGCUGUUGGCUCCCAGUUGUUCAGCAUCCUCCACCUUACCUUUGUACAGUACCUCCUGAUCCAGAGGCAGCAAACCAACCCAAACCGUGUGUUUGGGCAGGUGACAAGCCACUUGUUCCAGCCAUGUCUGCUACUGAGGCACUUACUGACCACACGGAGCUGGACACAGUCAGAUGACAACCACGUGCGUCAGUAUUUGAGCAGGGAAAUCCGAAAUCAAGUAGAGACAUUGUUGCAGGCUGGAUUAUUCCAGCCUGAGCUCUUCUCCUCCUACAAAGAGGAGUUGCUGCCAGAACGGGAACCUCAGGAGAAGAAGAAAGGAGCUUUGAAAAAUCUCUUGCUUCCAGUAAACACUGUGCAGACCAAGUUGAGGAGUGGCUUUUGUGAACCUGCCAUUCAUGGACCAGUUGUGGCUAGUGCAGUGUCCCUGCUAUAUAAACUCUUUCUGGACUCAUACUGCAAGGCAGAAAACCACCUUGUGUGUUUCCACAUGCUUACCAGGCUUUUUGACUGUCUCAGGCUCUCUGGCCUACAGCAGAGCGUGGGACAGGACACGCUUUCCCCUGCAGACUGGAGCACAGAGCUCCUUGCUUUGGAACAGCUUCUGAACUUGGUGCUUAACAAUGAUAUCUAUAACAUUGCCAGUGACCGCAUACGGCACAAGGAGGUACAGUUUGGGUUUUACUGCAAGCUGGCGCAGAUGUUGUUGAGUCACUCCCAGGCUUCCAUCCCAGCUUGGUUCAGGUGCCUCAAAGUUUUACUGUCAUUAAACCACCUUAUAAUAGAGCCCGACCUGCUUGAUUUAGUGGCCUCUGCUUGGGUUGAUGCAAAGGUGUCUGAGCAACGUGCAAAGAAGCCCCAGGAGGCUCUGAUCAACACCAUGUUUCAGACAUACUCCAAGCUGCGGCAGUUCCCACGGCUUUUUGAGAAGGUUCUGACAGUCAUUUGCUGGCCAGCUGUUGAUGAGCUGAGGCUGCCUGUCUUGUCUGCUGGAUUGACAGUGAAACUUCGCGAGUGCCUCCUUGAGCUGCCACCCAACCAGAUUCUGGACAUUGUGUGUCUCUUAGUGGAGAAAUGCCAGCUCCUUAUUCCUGCAGUUGAAAGGUCUGUUGACAUGGCCUUGAAACUGAUGUCAUUGAGCUCAGUGCUGCACGCUUUUCUGUUCAACAUGAGGAGUUUAGAUGAUGUCACUCCUUCCCCUGUGGUUCUUCGUAUGCAGAAUCUGCUGGCCAAGAUGCAACAAGAAGUAAUUUGUCCACUGAUAGAGCUGCUGAAGGCUCCUAGGAGAGAGGAAGAAAAGUCAGACCUUUGGCUAAGAAAGGCCAGUGACUCUGCUCUCCUCCUUGUUUACACUUGGAUUGAGGUAGACACUUUGUUUAAAAUUAGCUGCUGUAAAUAUGUGUCUCCAUCAGCUGAAACUGGUGGUGCUACUACUGCCUCUGCUGCAAAGCCCUGGGACAUUUCGACUUUCAUUCCUGGUAUGGAGGAGCAAUGUUGGGAGAGAGUCAUGGAACUUGCAAGUAGUUUUACCUCCACUAGUAAAUACUGCUUAGAACUGCUUGCACUUCAGAAAAUGAAAAUGAUUCUAAUGCAGACUCAGGCUGACGUACAGGCCCUGCAGCAAGCUGCAGCUUUCAUCAUAGGGUCUGGGAGAGCUAGCAUGAGCAGAGGAGAAUCUGAACCAUGGGAUGGAGAUAUCUGCACAAUAAAUGAUCUCACCUACCCCACAGCACACUGUCACCUCGUCAUCUCUAACCUGACUAUCCUGUUGCCAUAUAUUUCCCUGAAAAAUGUACAGGACAUUGCAGAUGUGCUUUUGGAGACGUUAGUAUUGACCAGAUCACAGGAAACUGCCACAGACCAGGAGCCUCCCAUCAGCAUUGGAAAGAUCUGUCUCAGUUUGAUGCGCAGUUCCUUUCUCCCUGAGAUGAAGGUUCUACAUUGUGCUUUUCUGACCAGCCUUAUUCAUCAGUUCGCGAAGGUGCUGCCCUCUGCUGCUCGGGAUUCGGUAGAUCUGCCGCUUCUGCAGCUGUCUGCAAAUGAUAUCUCUUGGCAUGAAGAAAUCCUGGGUCCUUGCAAAACGACUGACGCACUAUCAGAAAACAAACAACCGAAAGAUGAGCCCAGUUUAUCUUGGAAAACUCUGGAGAAGGUUGCCCAGUGUAUAUUACUGUUAGCAAAAAAUAGUUCUCCUGUCAUCCUGAAGGAAAGUCAAGUAGAAGGCUGUCUGACUUUGCUGGAAAUUACUUCUCUUCUGAAAUUAGACAGUCUUCUUCCCUCUGACUGUAUCCGGUGUUUUUUAUUGUUGCUGUCCCUGAUAGCAAAUACCAGGACUAGUGCCUCCUGCAGCAAGCUGUUAUCACUGAAGUUUUUAAGUACUUGCUUCCAUCUCCUCAGAUGUCUGCAAGCUGGCAGGAAUGCCAGCUCUGUUUUUAAAGUUUUUCAUGCCAGUGAUAUUCUUGAGGCCAUCUUAACGUCCCAACUUACAGCUAGCAAAUCCUUUACUGAUACUUUGACUGUUCCUGUUUGGACAGAAUAUCUCCAGGAAGUCCAAGCCUCUUUGGAACACUUUCUUCAGAUGAUUGUUGAAAGAAGGCAAAGUGUGAGGCUUAACUUGGAAAAGUUUGUCUCUUUCCUCUCAAGCUGCAAGCCAGAUGUCGGUGCAGUGAAAAGCAAAUGCAGGAAAAACUGGAAUCCCGCAGCUGAGCAAUUACUGCUCUUGUCAUUCACCACACUGUGUCACGUCCUCACGCUCUAUCUUCAGCAGCAACCAGAAAAGAAGCUGCAGUCUACAGACAUACUGUCUGCUUUGUUGGAGCCAGUAGUUCAGCAGAUGGGGAAAGCUAUUGAGCAUGGUCUUCAGAGUAACACCCCAAACCACCAUUUGCCUGUAGCGUUCAUACCAUCUGUCAUGACUCUUCUCAAGGCAGAUUUGAGCCACGCUGUCAGAAAGGGCUGGCAAAAGAAUCCUGAGGAGUCCUGUGCAUUUUUGGAGCAAUCUCGUGUUAAACUGUACCAAAAGUUUUACUCUCAGAUACUGAGAGAGCUGCCCUCUGCAGGAGGUCAUCUGCAGUUCCUUCAGUCUGCCUUGCGGUUUUUAGCAGUCUUCUGCUCAGUGCCAGAGCUGUAUCCUGGAAAAGAAAAUGCAGUCACUGUUGUUUUUGCUAUCCAAAAGCUUCUCACUGGUCCUGUGAUCACAAUUCAGGUGAUUCAAAGUAUAGAGGUGGAGCUGACAGAGGUGGUUUUACAGCUACUGGGAAACUGCUCUGCUGAAGAAUUUUAUGCCAUAAUGAGGCUUUUGCUGCAGGGACUUGAAAUGAGGAACACUUGGCAACAGAAGGCUAAAAGAGAAGGUGCGGGAUGACGUCAAAGGCAGAUGAUAUCAGGUGCCCUUCCUUUGUCUGCUACUACCAUAAUUUCAUUAAAGGAGACUACUAGAUUGAUCAGGUAUGAUCUCCCUUUGUGAAGCUGUGCUGGCUGUCUUGGAUCACCUCUUCAUCUUGUGUAUGCCAUUAUCUCUCUUCUAGGAGGAUCUGCUCCAUGAUUUUCCCAGACACAGACAUGAGGUUCACCAGCCAGUAGUUUCCUGGGUCUUCUUUUCUCCCUUUCUUAAAAAUGGGAGUGUUAUUUCCUUUUUUCCAGUCACUGGGGACUUCACCUGGCAACCGUGAUUCCCAAAUAUGACGGAGAGUGAUUUGGUGUCCAGAUCUGCCAACUCCUUCAGGACUUUGGGAUACAUGUCAUCCAGACUCAUAUGGACUUGUUCACGUUCAGCCUCAACAGGUGGUCUUGAACUUGCUCUUUGCUUACAUUAGGAAGGAUUUUUCUCCUCCAGCUGCUGCCUAGAAGUUCAGGGACACAAGAAAUUUGGGUGGCCUGACUGCCAGAAGUGACAGAGGCAAAGAACUCAUUGAGUCCCUCAGCCUUCUCCUUGUCUGUUGUAACAAAUUCUCCCUUGUCAUUUAUCAGAGAGGGCACACUCUCCUUGGACUGACUCUUCUGAUCAGUGUACCUGUAGAAUCCCUACUUGUUAUUUUUUUUCCUUGCUAAGUGUGGUUCCACUUUAACGACUCAGUAGCCUUAAUUCCAUGUAUUGUCAACAGAAAUCACGUUGUGAUGCUGAAGAUUUCUGCCAUGCUGAAUCUUUUCUUUUACUUGCUGAUUAGAGCUCUUCUAGAACAGGCAUUUAGCAGUCCGUGAGGUUAACUACUGCUUGUCUGUGAUUCUCCUUAACAGGUUUAAAGACAUUAUUUUUUGAAAUGAUAGUAGUUUUAAAUAAAACAAAGGCUGCACUCAUGCCUUUGGUAUUUGUCUCUAAAAUGACUUUUACUUUGUAAUAGUAAUAUUACUACUCAAAAAAUACUACUCAGUAGCUUUUUACUGUGCCUUUCUCCACAAAAGCUUAAGCAGCAGUGGUAACACAUGGAAUACUUCAGGCUAAAAAGCCAGCUGCACCCUCCAUAGAAAGCUCAGUGAUUUGAGAGGAAGACUUGAAUUAAACUUAGGAGUUAUCUGAUUGUCUUUUUUCUCAGAAGUAGACAUGAAUAUGCCACUUCAAUUCUUGAUGGCUGUUUGAAAGUACAUCUGGAAUUCCUGUAUAUGCAUGUGAGUCUACCCACCUGAGUGCAUAUAAGCACUGGAAUACAUAUGUAAGUGCUCCAAGGUUGAUAUACAGUGAUAAGACCAUUUUGGUUUGUAGUGUGUUUCUUUAUUCAGUUUGUCAAAACCAGAUUUCUUUUUUUUACACAAAUAAAAGUCUUGCUGUGAAAUGCAGCAUUCUUGGUAUAUCUUAGUAUACUAUUGUCCCUAUACUCCUCUGGCUUCCUUCUGCUAUGUAGUGGCUGCUAAGAAAGACUUUCCUUUCUUAAAAAUCACUUCAACCUUUUCAUACAGUAAGUUGAUUCUGAAUGUAGUAGGCUGUACAUUUGGGCUUGUGCUGCUCAGCACACUGAAUUUCAUUGAGCUGGUAAUUAUUUUGCUAUUUCCAGAGGGCUGUGCUGGUGGAAGGACUUUCAUGUGUCAAGGCUCUGGUGAUGCUCAAAACUGUCACAGCCCUUGAAAGAGCUCUUUUGUGCUUGAAAGGAACCAGUGCACCUUGUACCAUGACUGAUUGUC